This is a messenger RNA of Magnolia sinica, 1439 nucleotides long. RefSeq names its product protein trichome birefringence-like 33. The transcript has 6 exons. Gene Ontology annotation, molecular function: O-acetyltransferase activity. Gene Ontology annotation, cellular component: Golgi apparatus. Lineage: Eukaryota; Viridiplantae; Streptophyta; Magnoliopsida; Magnoliales; Magnoliaceae. The coding region runs from base 114 to 1361 and encodes 415 amino acids. The record is from RefSeq and is a predicted model, not a curated record.
CUCUCCUACACUGCAUCUGAUUAUUUUUCUACCAAACUCUCACAUGCAUCCAUUGAAUGCCAUGUGAUGAUAAGGGCCAGAUAUGAAGCAGCAUCCCACAUCGGAAAAAUCAAAUGAAGCAGAUCUCCUCCCUUCGAAAGACUCAUCUUCCCUCUUUUUACCGACUCACCAUAGCUUUAUUCAUCUUGGUAGCCAUUGUCUACUGGCAAGAUCUCAGCUGCAUUUUCAGCCACCCAUCUCAGCACACCCAACAACAACAGCCCAUAUUCAUAAAAGAGAAGGAUAAUGGUGUGGCGACGGGCUUCAGAGAGAGUGAGGGAGGGUGCGAUGUUUUCAAUGGGAAGUGGGUGUGGAACGAGACGGCCCGGCCGCUCUAUGAGGAAGGGGAAUGUCCGUAUAUACAGCCACAGCUGACAUGUCAAGAGCAUGGCCGGCCAGAUAAGGGAUACCAGCAUUGGCGAUGGCAGCCUCAUGGGUGUUCUCUGCCAAGCUUCAAUGCAACUUUCAUGUGGGAAAUGCUGCGAGGGAAGAGGAUGAUGUUCGUUGGGGACUCCUUAAAUCGGGGCCAGUUCGUCUCGAUGGUCUGUCUCCUCCACUCUGUCAUCCCUGAAAGUGCCAAAUCUAUGAACAGUCUUGACUCCCUUGCCAUCUUUAAAGCUGAGGAAUUCAAUGCUUCGAUCGAGUUCUAUUGGGCACCCUUUCUUUUGGAAUCCAACGCCGACAAUGCCGUCAUACAUAGGGUCACAGACAGAAUCAUUCGUGCAGGGUCCAUUAAUAAGCACGGCCGACACUGGAAGGGAGUCGAUAUUCUAGUCUUCAACACCUAUCUAUGGUGGAUGACAGGCGCGAAAAUGAAGAUUCUGCAAGGGACUUUCAAAGAUGAAACAAAGAAUAUUACGGAGAUGGAGACGGAAGAUGCAUAUCGGUUGGCAUUGAAGAAUAUGGUAAAAUGGGUGGCCAAGAAUAUGGAUCCUCACAAAACUAGAGUCUUCUUCACUAGCAUGUCGCCUUCGCAUAAGCAGAGCAAGGAAUGGGGAGGUGACCAAGAUGGGAAUUGUUACAAUCAGACGGCUCCAAUCGAAGAUCCAACAUACUGGGGGAGUGAAUCUAGCAAAAGCAUAAUGCAGGUUAUUAGUGAAGUAUUUAAUAAAGCUAAGGUGCAGAUUACAUUCCUAAACAUCACUCAGCUCUCUGAGUAUCGCAAGGAUGCACACACGUCGAUAUACAAGAAGCAAUGGAGUCCAUUGACACCGGAGCAGUUAGCGAAUCCCAGAAGCUACGCUGACUGUGUGCAUUGGUGUUUGCCUGGCCUUCAAGAUACUUGGAAUGAACUCCUAUAUGCCAAGCUUUUCUUUCCUUAGUAAAUUUCUUCCCAAGGUUCUGUUUUGCCAUUGUAUUUAUGUCCUUAUAACCGAGUUAAUAAAAGAAAGAUUUAGCAA